This is a messenger RNA of Nicotiana tabacum (common tobacco), 1826 nucleotides long. Lineage: Eukaryota; Viridiplantae; Streptophyta; Magnoliopsida; Solanales; Solanaceae. The record is from RefSeq and is a predicted model, not a curated record.
CAUUAACCCUAGUAUAGGACUCUUUGUUUUGGAGCUAGCAAACUCUUUUGUUUUCCUAUUUUUGCAUCUUCUUGGUGCCAUUUAUAAUAUCUCUUACUUCACCAAAAAAAAUAAGUUCCCAAAAUAUGACUACCUUGAGUUGGCCAAAGCAUAACCAAAGCUUGGGCACACCAGUGUUUGCGUGAAUUUUAUGGAUGUUCCUUACCUUUAUCCUUCUGUGCUUAUGUAGCAUCUGUCUUGGUUAAUCUUUUCUGAAGUCUAUAGUGUAUUUCUGUGUUGCAACAUGAGUUUACUGUCAAUCUUACUGUUUGACCUCAAUUUUGGGUUCUUUUUGAUUUUGAAAGACAUCGUUUAACAGGUUGGCAUGGCUGCUACUCUUGCUGGUGUCUGUCAGGUGCCUCUCACUGCUGUUUUGCUUCUCUUUGAACUGACACAGAAUUAUCGGAUAGUUCUGCCCCUCUUGGGAGCUGUGGGGUUGUCUUCUUGGGUUACAUCUGGACAAACAAGGAAAAGUGUAGUGAAGGAUAGAGAAAGACUAAAAGAUGCAAGAGCCCACAUGAUGCAGCGACAAGGAACUUCUUUCUCCAACAUUUCUAGUUUAACUUAUUCUUCAGGUGUGAAACCUUCACAGAAAGAGAGUAACCUAUGCAAACUUGAGAGUUCCCUCUGUCUUUAUGAAUCUGAUGAUGAAGAAAAUGAUUUGGCAAGGACAAUUCUAGUUUCACAGGCAAUGAGAACACGAUAUGUGACAGUUCUAAUGAGCACCUUGCUAACGGAGACCAUAUCCCUCAUGCUAGCUGAGAAGCAAUCUUGUGCAAUAAUAGUUGAUGAAAAUAAUUUUCUCAUUGGUCUGCUGACACUUAGUGAUAUCCAGAAUUACAGCAAGUUGCCAAGAGCAGAGGGCAAUUUCCAGGAGAUCAACUUGAUUGGCACAGAGCUUAUGAAAAGAGUUUCUCAGGCGGACCGGCAAGUUAUAGAUUUGCGCACCGAGGCUGAUAACUGGAAGGAACAAUUCGAAGGUCUUCAAUUGGAAAAAGAGGUUCCGGCGGAAGAGAAGAAUGCUUUGGAACAACAGAUGAGAGUGAUUGCCUCUGAAUUAGCAGUUGAAAAAGCUUCCUCGAGCCAGGUUGGAAAGGAUAAGUAUAUACUUGAAUCCUCCUUUGCUGAACAACUUUCCAAGGCAACUGAAGAAAUAAGGAGUUUGAAGGAACUCCUUAAUCAAAAAGAGGUUUAUGCGAGAGAAUUGGUUCAAACACUUACUCAAGUUCAGGAAGAUCUCCGUGCCUCUACUUAUAAGAUUCAGUUCUUGGAAAGUUCUCUCGCUUCUUUGAAGACAGCUUACGAUGCCUCUGAAGCAGAAAAAGAAGAGCUGAGAGCUGAGAUUUACCAGUGGGAGAAGGAUUAUGAGAUUCUCGAGGAUAAUCUAUCGUUGGAUGUAAGUUGGGCUUUCUUAAACACUCGUCUCGAGACUCUAGUUGAAGCCAACCAUGAGGGUUUUGACCUUAAUGCUGAGAUUGCUAAGGCUAAAGAAGCAAUUGAUAAAACUCAGCAACGUCAAAUCUUUUCCUCACCUGAAGACGAAGGUCCCGAAGGUGAUGGAGAUUGACUUGUUCCUGGUGGGGCUGAUGUUCAAGCCUCUUCUUCUCAAGUUAAUCAUUCUGCUCCCGUGGAUGAUGCUCCUUAUUUUUCUCCUGCUUUUUUGUUAACUUUUAUUUUGUCGCUUUUCUCUUAGCUUAACAACUUUUUGGAAGGUUGUUUUUUGGUUACCCCUGUCUUCUUUUGGGGUUUAAUGACAAACUAAUACCUCUGUUGUUCCCAAGGUUUAA